Fonsecaea multimorphosa CBS 102226 is the source of this 963-nucleotide messenger RNA. RefSeq lists its product as uncharacterized. Gene Ontology annotation, molecular function: acylglycerone-phosphate reductase (NADP+) activity; triacylglycerol lipase activity. Gene Ontology annotation, cellular component: endoplasmic reticulum; lipid droplet. Gene Ontology annotation, biological process: phosphatidic acid biosynthetic process; triglyceride catabolic process. The transcript has a single exon. The record is from RefSeq and is a predicted model, not a curated record. NCBI's taxonomy places the organism in Eukaryota, Fungi, Ascomycota, Eurotiomycetes, Chaetothyriales, Herpotrichiellaceae. Bases 1 to 963 code for a protein of 320 amino acids.
AUGGCGGCCACCACUGACAACCGCAAAUCAGUCCUCAUCACCGGCUGCAGUCCUGGGGGCAUCGGGCACGCCCUCGCCCUGGCCUUCCAUGCUCGAGGACUCCGGGUCUUUGCCACGGCUCGAACCACGGGCCAAAUCGUCGACUUAUCAGAGAAAGGCAUUGAGACUUUGCCCUUGGUGGUCGACGACGACGACUCGAUCCUGUCCUGUUUCAGAGAAGUCGAGCUGUUGACCCAUGGUCGGGGGCUGGAUUACCUCGGUGAGGGAGCCUUUGUCCUUGGAGAGCUUUUGAAAGUAGAAACUGACGAACGAGUUCGUGAACUCACAGUCAACAAUGCGGGCGUCUCGUACGUGAUGCCCGCUCUGGACAUCAACAUCUCCGAAGCCAAGAAGAUCUUCGACGUCAAUCUCUUCGCCAUCAUGCGCCUGUGCCAGGUCUUCUCGCCUCUCCUCAUCACCGCCCACGGCACCAUCGUCAUGAUCGGGAGUCUCGCCGGAUGUAUUCCCUACGUCUUUGGCGGAGUCUACAAUUCCUCAAAGGCCGCCCUGCACGCCUAUGCCAACACGUUGCGCGUUGAACUCGCCCCCUUUGACGUCAAGGUCAUCACCAUCGUCACGGGCGGCGUCAAGUCUCGCAUCUCUUCGCAUGUCAAGCGCGUCUUGCCCCAGGACAGCGUCUACGCCCCGCUCGAGGAGAACUACCACAGACGCCAGGGUCAUUCCCAGGAAGGCGCCAUGCCCGCCGAGGCGUAUGCCGAGAGUGUCGUCAGUCAAGUACUUCCUGGCGCCGGGCCGUGGCCUUGGAGGUGGUUGUUGAGGGAUGCCCGGAGGAACUGGAUCUGGGAGGGCAAUAAAUCCUGGGUGGUCUACUUCCUUUCAGGUGGCUAUACCUGGACUUCCUUCUUCGACCGGUAUAUGACCUGGUUGUUCCAACUCCGGAAGCUGAAGCGGAAGGAGAUCUGA